AUGCACUGCCCUGCAAAGCUGCAGGUGCGUUGGCCAGAGGAGUGGCCCUACACAGAGGCAGACUUUGCGCGACAAGACGAAAGCACCGACACAGGGUUUUACACACAUCCACGGAUUUGUACCCAUGUGGAUGACAACUUUAUUGCUACGCUGAACAAGCACUAUGGCAAGGUGUUCCCAACAUAUCCCAAUGCAAGGAUACUGGAUCUUUGUUCAAGCUGGAUCAGUCACUACCCAACAGAGAAGACCUGGUCCCAUGUCUCAAUUACAGGUAUGAAUGAAUAUGAAUUGCAGCAGAACAAGCAGGCCGAUGACUACACAGUUCGAGACCUGAACGAGAACCCGAAGCUUCCCUACGAGGACUCGUCCUUUGACAUUGUCACCUGCACGGUGUCCUUUGACUACUUGUGCAAGCCUCUGGAGGUGAUGAAGGAGGUGGGCCGUGUCUUGAAGCCUGGUGGCAUGGUGAUCCUCUCCACCAGCAAUCGUUGCUUUCCAACAAAGGCUGUGAAUAUUUGGCUACAGACGGGGGACCUGGAGCAUGUUCUCAUCUAUGGCAGCUACAUGCAUUACUCAAGCGUCUUCGAACGUCCUGAAGCACUCGACCUCUCUGGGCCACUGUGCCGGCUCGGGUUCCAGGAUCCUGUCUAUGUCAUCCAAGCGAAGCUUCUUGGAUCUUCACUUUGGCGUUGA
Messenger RNA from Durusdinium trenchii, 693 nucleotides. NCBI's taxonomy places the organism in Eukaryota, Dinophyceae, Suessiales, Symbiodiniaceae. The record is from the annotation of a GenBank genome assembly.